Messenger RNA from Penicillium waksmanii, 750 nucleotides. RefSeq lists its product as uncharacterized. Bases 1 to 750 code for a protein of 249 amino acids. The record is from RefSeq and is a predicted model, not a curated record. The transcript has 2 exons. NCBI's taxonomy places the organism in Eukaryota, Fungi, Ascomycota, Eurotiomycetes, Eurotiales, Aspergillaceae.
AUGGCAACUUCUAAGAUUGUCGUCAUCACCGGCGCCAACUCCGGCAUUGGCUACGCUACUACAAAUUUUAUUGCCUCGCAUUCUGGCUAUCAUGUGAUAAUGGGUUGCCGCGACACAAAGAAAGGACAAGCCGCUCUAGACGAGAUCAAAAGCAGCGGCAAUAUUAAGGGAACUCUUUCCGUCCUUCAGCUCGACGUGACAGAUGAUUCUUCCAUUGCCGCGGCCGUUUCUCAAGUCGAAAAAGAGUUUGGCCGCGUCGAUGCAUUUAUCAGCAACGCCGGAAUCACCGCUCAUGGGUACAGCGCUCGGGAGCAACUGAACAAAAUUUUCGCUACAAAUGUCAUGGGGGCAUUCCUCACAUCACAGUCAUUCGUGCCCCUAUUACUCAAAUCCGAACACCCUUGCUUGAUUCAAGUGUCCAGUGGCCUAGGCUCACUUGGCCUAGCUGCCAACCCAGCUGAUCCCCACUAUAAUGCGCCCUGGGAAGGCUAUCGAAUGAGUAAAGCUUCGUUAAACAUGGCGACGCUCCAGCAGCAUAAGCAACUCCAUAGCCAGAAUGUUCGAGUUUUCGCAUACUGCCCAGGUUUGGUUAGGAGCAACCUGCGGGGGGAAUCCGAGGAUGCGGUUAGCGCUGGUGGGGCCGCUGGAGACCCUAUGAAUUCUGCAAGGGGGCUUUUCGAUAUAAUUGAAGGUAAACGUGAUUCUGAAGCUGGGCAAUUCUUAAAUGCCAAUGGCAUAUAUCCGUGGUAA